This is a messenger RNA of Micromonas pusilla CCMP1545, 330 nucleotides long. RefSeq lists its product as uncharacterized. Bases 1 to 330 code for a protein of 109 amino acids. Lineage: Eukaryota; Viridiplantae; Chlorophyta; Mamiellophyceae; Mamiellales; Mamiellaceae. The record is from RefSeq and is a predicted model, not a curated record. The transcript has a single exon.
AUGGUGAAGUGCCCGCUGUGCGCGGCGAUCGUGGAGCAGCCCCCGGGGGCGUCGCUCGCGAUAUGCGGCGGGUGCCACCAAGUCAUCGCCAUGCCGGGCGACGGCGGCGGAGGAGGAGGAGAGAGCAGCGGCGGAGGGGAAGGGGGCGCCGGCGCCGCGGGGGGGUCGGGGGGGUCGAUGCCUGGGUGGCGCCCCGACGCGGGCGCGAGCGCGCGUCCGCCGCUGAUUCAGUGCCCGCGGUGCGCGACGCGUCUGCAGCCGCCGCCGGGGGCGCCGCUCGUCGCGUGCGGGGAGUGCCGACAGGUGAUGCAAGUUCCGGGGGUCCAGUGA